AUGUCGUCUGUACCCACUCUUGUUAACACACGUGACUUAGGUUACGUUUCUAUUCCUCCAAAAUUUGAGCCAAAGGACUUUGGUUCAUGGAAGGAACGAAUGUUACUACACAUAGUGGGUGUAGAACCAUAUCUUAUGACCAUUCUAAAUGAAGGUCCUUACAUUCCUACAUAUGUUCAAAGGACACCAGGUGCAACACCUGAUGCUCCUGAAAUUGUAACAGAUCUAGUCAAGCCUGAAGUCCAAUGGACUGAAGAAGAGCGAAAGCUCAAACCCUUGGCUCAAAAUAUUAGAGCCUCUGCUGAAUCAAGGAGACAUGCUGGCUCCUCUUCUGCUACCAGCUCUUCUGCAAACCCCUUAUCUGACCCUCUUGCUCUCAUCUCUUCUGAGCCCAUCUAUCCCAAUGAUGGUGCCAGCACCUCUUCUCUUCCAGCAUCCUUUCAAGCUCUCGUUGAAGAGCUUGAUGCUGAAGAGAAACAGGAAAUGUUCAGUGAUUUUGUAGAAUUUGCCUUAAUCGCUGGAAAGAAAAAAGGCCACUACCAAAAGGAGUGCAAGGUUUCUAUCCCAACUCCUGCUGCUCCAAAAUCUAACUCAUCUAAAACUGCUGAUGUCAGCUCAAAGCCAAAAUGGCUGAAACUGAAGAAACCAAAACACCAGGCAAAGGCAGUGAUAGGUGGAGAUUUUGAAUCUACUGCCUGCAUCGCUGACAUGUUUAAAGAUGAUGUGAGACCGGAAAUCUCAAUUCCUCCUUCUGGUAUUACUUCUCAUGAGGAAAUGAAAAAGUGGUAUUUCGUUAAAGGAAAUGAUUACCAUACUGAAAUGGACGCUGGUUCCUCCACAUCUCUUUCUAGCGACCCUUCAAAUUCUUCUGAAGCUAAAUCCAUCGCUCCUCAACCCCUUACUUUGAAUAAGUCUGAGACUUUCAAAAGAAGUAACGUUGCUGCUCCUUAUGACUAUAGCACGCCUCAGCGAGCUGAUCAUACAAAGCAGCAACCUCAGUCUAUCUCAUCAAAUUCUUUUCCUUCUAAAAUCUCAAGUGCUGAUGUAUCUCAGCAUGAACGUCUCAUGGAGAGACGUGUAAGGUUUGGAGAUAUUAGAAUUCAUAAUGAGGGCUCAUCUCAAGCCAAACCGGUUGUCCAUCAGCGGGCCUCUCAUCAUUCUCCUCCACGAUCCAUUCUGAGACACCCAACUCCUCUAAGAAGUAAGGUGUCUCAGUCGGUCAACAGACCAACCACUCCUCAGCGAGGAAACAUUCCUCCUCAGCAAAUGAGGAGUACAACUCCUCAGCAAGGACACACUUCUCGGCAGCGACUAAGAAGUGUUACUCCUCAACGAGGAAAUGCUUCUCAGCACCAAUCAAGGAGUGUAACUCCACAAAGGGGACACUUGCCACAUCAGCAAGUAAGAUCCUCCACUCCCAAUAAAAGACAGUUGUCUUCCCAGCAGUCACAGUCGUCUAUUCCUCGUGUGAAAUAUCUCCCUCAUAGGCAAGGGAGGUCUUCCACACCCAAUCAAUCUUCUAGAUCGACCACUCCCAAUAAGGUUCCUCAAUCCAGCACCUCCUCAUCUCAAACUGAUCUAAAACAAGCUUGGAGUGUGUUAAGAGGGUCACAAAUGGCCUCCUCUUCCACUCCUCGUCUAGAUGACCCCACUGGCAAAUCUCUCUUGGGUCCCCCUCCUCUCUCAAAGAAUUCUCGCAAACAAAAAUCAAAGCCUAAGCCCAAGGCAAAGACUAAGGCUUCAACCUCUUCUGACCCAAAAAUUGUUGAACUUGCUCAACAAAAUGAUUUGUCUUCUCAACUUAAAGAAUUCCUUCUCAGCAAUCAGCAAAGCAACUCCUCUAACAGGAAAUGCUAUAUAUAUGGCAUGAGAGGUCACAUUGCUACAGAUUGCUGUAACUCAAGAGAUGCCCCUGAAGUUGUUGUGCAAUCAAAUGCUCACACUUUAGCCUAUGACUCUCUAAUCAACCAUGCCUCAUCUACCAUGAUUAGUGAGAGUCCUCCAAAUGAAUCUCUCUUCAUUGACACUGGGUCUAUGGGAACUCAUCAAUCUAAUCUUGCCAACUACAUUGCUUCUCAACGCAUUGAGAUUCCUCAUUCUCAGAAUGUCAUCUCCAAUUUGUGGGGACGACCUGCAAUGCUGGUUGAGUUCAGUGCUCCCAACGUUAUCAGCAACUCAGUGGUGCUUCAAGAAAAUGAGAAUAACAUGAUGACCACUGAUGAAAAUGACAGAAUUCAUGGGCUUCCUGACUUAGGAAACCACUUCUCCCUUGAGGAAACCUUCUCCGCUGAGUCUUCCUCUACCACUGAUGCACCCAUCAUUACCUCUACUGACAUUCCUGUUAGUGAGUCUGAAAAUGGACCAAACUAA
Molecule: messenger RNA, 2370 nt
Organism: Erigeron canadensis
Lineage: Eukaryota; Viridiplantae; Streptophyta; Magnoliopsida; Asterales; Asteraceae
Product: probable serine/threonine-protein kinase nek3
Exons: 5
Coding region: 1-2370 (789 amino acids)
Source: RefSeq, a predicted model, not a curated record